CACGUGCCUUUUAUGUGUGUCAUGGAACCGGUAGUGCCGAACGCAGUAACAAGGCAACUGAAGUGCUUCGUUGCCGACCGACAGCGGCGCAGGGCAUCAUCUCAAGCGAGACCGCGCACGGGCAGCACAGAAUAAACCGGAACGUUGCUGUUGUGAGCUCGAGCCAAUUCAGCGAAACGAAGCUGACAUGUCGUUAUCUUCGAUGCAAGGGUUCUUUUGCAACGUUCUCAGAUGGCAAGUCAGCUGGUCAGCGAUUACAGCGUGGUUGACCAUAGCCAGUGGACUAUUGGCACUUAAAUACCUUGUGAGCAGGAAAAGAGACAAAAAAAGCAAGCGUUUUCCGCCCGGUCCGAGUGGUGUGCCGUUGCUCGGCUAUCUCCCAUUCGUGAGGAAACCGUAUCACAUUGCCUUUCAAGAGCUCAGUGACUGUUACGGGCCAAUUUUCAGGCUCCGCCUUGGCUGCAAGGAUGUGGUUGUGUUGAAUGACGUCGCCUCUGCCCGGGAAGGACUCAACAAUCCCGACGUUUUCUACAGGCCCGAAGACUUUGUAUUUCGUUUUCUGGACACAAAAGGAGUCGGAGCUUUGAACGGAGAAGCAUGGCAAGCGAACAGAAGGUACUGCUUCCAGGUGCUCAGAAACUUGGGCUUUGCCAAGAAAUCCAUGGAGAAGCACAUUCAAGAGGAGAUUCAGGGCUUCACCAACCUAUUGGAGUUCAGCAAGGGAGAGCCCGUGAAGGUGGCGCAGCAGCUCACUGCCAGCGUGGCCAAUAACAUGACGGCCCUGGUGUUCGGCGAACGCUACGAUCCCCACGAGCCACGGGGUCGCUUGGUCGCGGAACUGCUGACCAUGUUCCUGCUGAACGCCAACUUCUUCACGUUCUACGAUUUCCUGCCCGUAGUGCGUUUCUUCGCUGCGUACAUACCGAACACAAGGAUCCGCAUCAUCAACUACGUUUUCAAAGAGUUCAAGAAAAUUGCCAGAACCGAAGUGAAGAACCGGGAAACAAUCAUGGAUCAAUAUAAGGACAGAGACUUUAUAGAUGGCUAUUUGAGAAAGAUCCAAGAAAACAAAGGCAUUAAUUCUCACUACACCAUGCCAACUCUGGAAGCGAACACGAUCAACUUCUACAGCGCUUCGACCAACACCGUGAGGACUGCCAUCUUGUGGAACCUGUACAUCGCGGCCAGUGACCCAGAUUAUCACCAGGCGCGCAUACAAAGGGAGAUAGAUGCCGCCGUGGGCAAACUGCGGGCGCCUCAGUGGGAUGACCGGCUGCACAUGCCAUUCACCAUGGCGUCAAUACUGGAGACGCUGCGUUGGAGGACACUAUCACCCAUCGGCAUAAGCAGGGAGGCUGCAAGAAAUACAGUAAUUUGUGGUUACGAUGUGGCAGCUGGUACUGUGGUGGUAGCAAACUUCUGGGGCCUUCACAAUGACCCAGUCAACUGGCCCUGUCCAUCCAAGUAUGACCCGGCUCGAUUUCUCAAUACCGACGGCACAGAAGUAAAAGAGAAACCAGCAGCAUUUCUACCGUUUAGCACGGGAAAACGAGGGUGCCCUGGCGAGACUCUUGCUUUGAUGGAAAUCUUUCUCUACAUGACCACUGUGCUUCAGAAAUUUAGGGUACUUCCCGAAGAAGGCAAAAGUAUUUCGCUGGACGAAUUUGACGCUCUCUUAACCGUACUCGAUGAUACUCAAGGACUGCGGUUCAUAUUACGAUGAAAACCAUGACGUAACGUUCUGCGUGCCACCAAAGCUAUAGCCCUGACAAAUCUCGACAUUUUGACUAACCAAGAUGAGCGUGAACGAGUAGUACGAUCGGAUGCGUUUUUUAAAUGUGUAAAUUAAUAAGUACUACACAUCGUCAGCAGAUAUGAAGACAUGUGUCUGUGUACGUGGUACGCUGCAGCAAGAACCUACGACUUCUGCAUUUUGCUUUUGUUGAAACGUGCUUCAAACGAUUUCAGGAAUAAAAGAAAUGUAUUCUACAUAAGCUCGUAGAGAAUUAGCCACUUUUCCGGCAAGCCUCGUGGGACUGUGAACAAGCUCGCAUAUAGAUGUGCCUGCCUGGAUAGAUGACGUUCUAGAAUGUGUUCGGUAAUUCAGCCAAAUAAGUGGGUUGGUGCCAUCC
Molecule: messenger RNA, 2132 nt
Organism: Dermacentor silvarum
Lineage: Eukaryota; Metazoa; Arthropoda; Arachnida; Ixodida; Ixodidae
Product: cytochrome P450 2A1-like
Exons: 10
Coding region: 188-1723 (511 amino acids)
Molecular function (GO): oxidoreductase activity, acting on paired donors, with incorporation or reduction of molecular oxygen; heme binding; iron ion binding
Source: RefSeq, a predicted model, not a curated record